GGGGAAAGAGGGAGAGAGAGAGGAAGAGAGAGAGAGAGAGAGAGAGCAGUGGCGCAGCAGCGGGACCGACAGCCACCCGGACCAUCAGCGGGGUCGUUGCCGGAGAGCGCAGCCGCCGCAACUCAGCCUUUUAUUAGAAAACAGAGGGAAAUACUGAGGAGGAAGAGAGAGAGAGAGAGAAAGAAAGAAGAGCCGGAGAGAACAGAGAGUAGAGGGAAACACGUCACACUGUCAGCAGUGUCACCACCUCCAGUGGACAGGAGCUACUGCUCUAAUUAUCCUCAUCUUUAACCACCACCACCACCACCAUCAUCAUCAUCGUCGUCAACACCAUCAGCAGUAGCAUCUAAACCUGUCCUCCUCCUCCUCUUCAUCACCAUGCCUGGUUGGCGGAGGAACCUCACUUUCUGUCUGCAGCGGAUGCACGAGGAAGAUGACGGACCGUAUGGAAAAACAAAGGAUAUCUCCGGACCAGAAAUCAUGGCCUCCAGAAGACACAGUAUUCCAGAAGCUCUGCGGGGGGUGACCAUGGUGGAGCUGGUGAAGAAGGAAGGCAGCACACUCGGCCUCACCAUCUCAGGAGGAACUGACAAGGAUGGGAAACCUCGGGUAUCGAACCUCCGUCCAGGAGGACUGGCGGCCAGAAGUGACCAGCUCAACGUGGGCGACUACAUCAAGUCGGUGAACGGCAUCAAUCUGACCAAACUGCGUCACGAAGAAAUCAUUAGUUUACUGAAAAAUGUAGGAGAGAGAGUUCUGCUGGAGGUGGAGUACGAACUUCCACCUACAGCCCGCGACAACACCUCAGGGGUUUUAUCAAAGACAAUCGACAUCUGUUUGCACAAAGAAGGAAACAGCUUUGGUUUCGUCAUGAGAGGAGGGGCACAGGAGGAUUGGCAUAAGGCACGCCCCCUUGUGGUCACGUACGUGAGACCUGGAGGCUCUGCAGACAGAGAGGGGACUCUUCGUCCAGGUGAUCGUCUCCUCAGUGUGGACAGUGUCCCUCUGCACAAUAUGAACCACAGCGAUGCCCUGAGUGUGUUGGCUCAGUGUGGACAGGAAGCUCUGUUUCAGAUCGAGUAUGAUGUCACUGUCGUGGAUUCAGUACCAAAUGGUUCCAGUCCACUGUUGGUGGAAGUUUCUAAGUCUCUUGGAGCGACGCUGGGCAUCAUGCUGACGUCGACCACUCAUCAAAACAAGCAGGUCAUUGUCAUCGACAGGGUUAAACCUGGUAGUGUGGCUGACAGAUGUGGAGCAUUGCAUGCUGGGGAUCACCUGCUGUCCAUAGAUGGCACAUCCACAGAACAUUGUACUGUUCUGGAGGCAACACAGCUGUUAGCAAGCACCACAGAAGUGGUCAAGAUGGAAGUACUUCCCUCGCAGCAGAGGAGACUGAGUGGGAAACAGCAGGAAACAGUGAAGGUCCAAAAGUCAGACCACGCCCACACCUGGGACCCCUGCGUCAACUUCUGUCACGCCUCCAACUCUGCACUGUGCAACACGAGCUCCACCCUCAACAAGUCAUGGACCACCUCCAACAACAACACCAUCAACAGCACUGACUACUGCAAGUCUUUGGUGUCUGCCAGUUUCUCUCCCGGUUCCACAACUACAUCAGGUCCCAGUAGCCAAAGCUCCAGCACUCUGCCUCGUCUUACAGUUCCCAUGAGUCCACGGAACUCACUGCUCAAGCGACGGCAGAGAAAGAAAGAGCACAAAAGCUCCCUAUCACUAGCGUCCAGUUCAGUGGGUCCAGGUGGUCAGGUCGUUCACGUUGAGACCGGUGAGGUGGUCCUCACUGGUGACCCCCUCAAUGGCUUUGGUGUCCAGCUGCAGGGAGGAAUAUUUGCCACUGAGACCCUGUCUGCUCCUCCGCUCAUCAGAUUCAUAGAACCUGACAGUUCUGCAGAGAGAUGUGGCCUGCUGCAGGUUGGUGACCGCCUCCUGUCAAUCAAUGGUAUCGCCACUGAGGACGGGACACUGGAAGAAGCCAAUCAGCUCCUCCGAGAUGCAGCUCUGACCAAUAGGGUGACGCUGGAAAUAGAAUUUGACGUAGCAGAGUCAGUGGUGCCAAGCAGUGGAACGUUUCAUGUCAAACUGCCCAAGAAGAGAGGAGUGGAGCUGGGGCUCACUAUCAGUGCCAGUAAGAAGCCAGACGAGCCCCUCAUCAUCUCUGACAUAAAGAAGGGCAGCAUGGCUCACAGAACUGGGACGCUGGAGCCUGGUGAUAAGCUGUUGGCCAUCGACAACAUCAGACUGGGGAACUGCACCAGAGAAGAUGCAGAGCAGAUCCUGCAGCAGUGUGAAGAUCUGGUUAAACUGAAGAUCCGGAAAGAUGAGGACAACUCAGAUGAGCAGGAAACGUCAGGCAGCAUCAUCUAUACUGUGGAGCUGAAAAGGUAUGGAGGUCCUCUGGGUAUUACUAUCUCAGGCACCGAGGAACCUUUUGACCCCAUCACCAUAUCUGGACUGACCAAGAGAGGUCUGGCAGAGAGGACAGGGGCGAUCCACGUCGGAGAUCGGAUCCUGGCCAUCAACAGUGUCAGUCUUAAGGGAAAACCUCUGAGUGAAGCCAUCCACCUGCUGCAAAUGGCUGGAGAGACGGUCACACUCAAAAUUAAAAAACAACUUGACAAUGUGGAAGGGAGGAAAGCUGCGGAGCCAGACGACACAACAGAGAACGAGCUGAGUGACCCUGACGAGGAUGAUUUGACAGACAGCCAACAGAACAAUAAGCUUUCAGACAUUUUCUCCACCGCUGUGCCCAGUGUGGACUCUGCUAUGGAGUCAUGGGACGGCUCAGGCCUGGACGCUGGUUAUGGCAGCCAAGGCACUUACAACAACCAAGCAGUAGGUGUCGCCCUCCAUCCUCACGAGUGGUGUAGUAACAAACAGCAGCGCAGCAGCACACCACCUGUUGGACAGAGGAAGAACUACCCCUUCAGUGAUGGGGGCUUCAGUGAAGAUGACUGGGACAAAGCACCAAGCUUUGUUGGUCAACAGUCAGAUGCGAUCCUUCUGGAUCCAGAUGACAGUUUCUGGUGUCAGGCUUUGGAGGAUCUGGAGACCUGCGGCCAAUCAGAACUCCUCAGAGAGAUAGAGGCGUCCAUCAUGACAGGAACAGCCGUCAGUCUGGGUGUAAACAGCAUGAACAAGCCCCCACCUGAGCCCAUACUGAGUCACAACAGGAUGAGUCCUUUACGAAGGAGUUUCCUGCACCACCAGGGCACUCACCUCCACCAGGGCAUCCACCUGCACGAAGAGGCCAAUCUCCACCAUGACCCCGAGCUCAGUUUCAACCAGGAGGCCUGUUUCCAUCAGGAAAAUCACGCUUCCCUCCUGCUUCACGAGUCCAAGCCCAAAGCCUCACUCAGAGCCUCAGAGAGAACGUGGGAGUCUCGUCGAAUCAAAGAGGAAAUGCAGGGUAUUUUGUCUCCAACGCCGCUGGAGCUGCACAAAGUGACGGUGAUAAAAGACCCAGAGAGCGACGACUUUGGCUUCAGUGUGUCUGACGGUUUCCUGGAGAAAGGAGUUUAUGUGAACAUGAUCCGACCUGAUGGACCGGCCGACCGAGCUGGGCUCAGACCCUACGACAGGAUACUGCAGGUGAACCACGUCAGAACCAGAGACUUUGACUGCUGUCUGGCUGUGCCUCUCAUCACUGAGGCCGGGGACCGACUGGAGCUGGUCAUCAGCCGUAACCCAGUGUCCGGUGACGACCUGGAGGACAACAACAACACUCUGGACCACACCCUGGACCUGUAACUCUGUUUGCAGACACUCACAGAGGUUAGAGAGAUUCAACAAUAACAAAUCUACUGUCCCUGGUCCAAAGUCACAAUAAUUCGUAAUAAAUGUAUCGUGUGAAGCUGACAUUUAUAACCACAGGUGUCGACUAACAACGAUCCCAAAGUUAACAUUGUCCGUCAAAACAGGAUAAUCAUGUUUAGAGGAAAGUCGUGGUUGAUAUUUUUAUUUGAUUUACUGAAGUCAACAAAGCAUUUCACAAACCCUCCGUGGUGCCUGCGUGGACCGCCGAGGUGUUGCACACCCCUCGUUGAAGACAACAACACUAUACUGUUCAUACACGUAACCCGGAGAAAUCAAUGUAAAAUACAUAAAAUCUACAGUCAAACACAAGUGCUGCUGCAGCUUUGAUGCUGGUGUUUACAGGCCAAAGGUGAAAGCAACAAUACGGUGUUUGUGGACCAGAACUGGCUCUUAGCACAGAUCAUGUAGGCGGUCGCCUCAGAAAAGAAAAAGUUACAAAAAGCAAAUUACAAUGGGAGCCAUGGGGGGGCGCUAAACCAUGACCUCGCCCCAGGCACUAAAACAGUCAGAGCCUUCUCUGGUGUGGACUAAAAUGUGAAACAAAUGUGUGUGUGUGUGUGUGUGUACAACAUGCAGUGAAAUAUGUUGUAAUAAUUGUAUAAUAGUAUUAAAAACACAGUGAUAAUAUUUAUUCACUGUCUUUUGCACAUUACAACUGAGACUAAAGUCUCUGACUGGAGGAAAAAAAAACACAUUUUCAUACUGUAUCUCAUGAAAAAAGGGACUUGAACAUUUCCAAGCACCGACUGUACUACAGUAUGAAGCAGAAGCACACUGUUGAUAACCAUGCACUGUAAGUAUUUUAGUGUCUUACACUUAUACUGUCUGUUUAUUCUUAUGCAACCCCUAAAAAAUCCAAAAGUUUUAUAUCAACAGAAAAAGGCAAAAACAAAAAACUGAAAGAAGAACGCCUUCCAAACUCUGUGUUUUGUUUUUUACUACAUGUGUUUACACUGUGUAUUUAUGUACUAUAUGUACAGUAUGAGUGGAUGUGGUCAGUCAUCAGUCCUAUGCAUUUCUGGGUUGAAGUUAAACCCAGAUCCUGUUCUGGAAACACUUUUAACACCAAAUAAAUCAUUUUAAGAUAAAAAAAUUGUUUAAAUUUUAAUAUAACAAAAAAAAAACUAAAUAUUUACAUUCAGUUGGUUUAAAAUAUAAAUGUUCAAACUUUUAUAUGGAAUAUUAUGGGCAGUUUCUGCACCUUCAGAAAACAUUAGUGUAAAAUCCAACUGUCAGAUUUCUCUUUUUUUUUUAGCCAGGACACACAGAUAACAUUGGCUGCAAUUGGAAUAUUUGAUCUUAUUGAUUUAUAUGUGGAUUAACUGAUUUCCAAACAUUCCUGCAACCCCACCCACCUACGAACCUACCAUGGUAGAUGGGGCCAAAACAACACAUUCGUAACUUUAUUUUAAACACAUUCUCCUUGAACAAAUGAGAUACUGUGGCACAAAUUGAAAAGUUAUGUGAACUUGUUAUUUCAAAUUAUUUUGAAAUUUGUAUUAAUUCAAAAGUAUAGUGAUCAGAUGCUUUCAUCUCCAGAUCUGAUUUGCAAAAGCUGCUGAUUAGAUUGAAUCAAGGUUUUUGUUUUUCUUUGGCCUUGACAAAAAAAAGUGUAAUAAUUACCAUUCUUGGUCACAUGACCUCAGCAGUGAGCUUAUAAAUGUUACUGGGGUUUUAUUAUGAGAUGUAACAUCCACUUACUGCACAAAAACAAAUUUAAUAAUAGUGGUUCUCAAAGAAGGGGUCAUGUCCCCCAAGGGAGCACAUAACUAUUGCGAGCGGGUCCAUGCAAAGAAAAUAUCAAUAUUCAUCAUUUCUUGUGUGCACUUUAUUUUUUACCAUGAGAACAGACACUUUGGGAAUUACUGUAGUGUGUUUAUAAUAAAUUAGAGUGGCUGCACUGGAGCACCACAGAUGGUUUAACCAUAGAACUAUUUCCAAACAGAGAGGGGCAGAGGCUUUGGGAACAACUGUGUAAGAGGAUACACAAUUCCCAAAAUUCUUCCAUGUAAAGUCAUCUUGGGAAUUAUUCAUGUAAAACAUUGUAUGACAUCACGCUGAGUACAAUGAACUGUAUUUUUGCUACUGUAAAGAAUCUAUUCCAGAACUUCCAGACAUCUGUGGCUGUUUUAAAACAGUGACGUCACACAAACCCAAACACAAACAAGCAGUUCAGUUGUUUAAUUUUUCUAACUUCAUUUUUAAUGCAAACAAAAAAAGCCAGGUGUUACAGUAGGUGUCCAAAUGUCUGGUUUCCUAGUGAAUCCCCUUCCUUGUAUAUUGUAUGCGACGUGUUUACACUGUGUGUUUCUUUCUUCUUUUUUUUUUUUUUUUUGCAGAUGGUGUAAAGUACAAUAUAAAAUAGUAUUUUUAUAUCAAAAACAUUACUCUUUCUGAAUGCUGGCAAGAAAACGUGAGUAAAAAGACGAAAAAACGUGUAUAAAUGUACUGUUGUUUCAUUUCUUUUAUUCUCGGUGAGUGAGACGAAGAGUGUAUAUUCUAUACUUCUCUUUUUGAGAAGGACGUGUGAAAACAUCAGAGAUGACAAAAAUAAAUUGUCUAAUUCUA
This is a messenger RNA of Cynoglossus semilaevis (tongue sole), 6399 nucleotides long. It is a transcript of the gene grip2b, whose product is annotated as glutamate receptor interacting protein 2b. The transcript is spliced from 25 exons. NCBI's taxonomy places the organism in Eukaryota, Metazoa, Chordata, Actinopteri, Pleuronectiformes, Cynoglossidae. Bases 379 to 3765 code for a protein of 1128 amino acids. Gene Ontology annotation, molecular function: protein binding. Gene Ontology annotation, biological process: neurotransmitter receptor transport, endosome to postsynaptic membrane. The record is from RefSeq and is a predicted model, not a curated record.